Magnusiomyces paraingens is the source of this 732-nucleotide messenger RNA. RefSeq lists its product as uncharacterized. Lineage: Eukaryota; Fungi; Ascomycota; Dipodascomycetes; Dipodascales; Dipodascaceae. The transcript has a single exon. The record is from RefSeq and is a predicted model, not a curated record. Bases 1 to 732 code for a protein of 243 amino acids.
AUGAUCCGGUCACUGAUAAAAGAAUCAAAAAGAGAAAUAAAAAACAACGAAAAACAAAAGAAAAAACUCAAGAAAAAGAUUGAACAAAAUGGGAAGUUUACUCGGAAUGAACACAAGAGACUGGGACCAUAUGUAUGCGUCGCUUUUAAAAUACCCUGGGAAUCUCUUAAAAUCCCUAAAAAUGACCCUGCUGUAAUCAUUCUCAGUCAAUCAGAUGAAUCAGAACUUGAAGUAAAAUCAGAACCUUUACCUAAAGUUGUAUCUGAGCCAGCACUACCAGUUCUCUAUUCAUCUGAACGCAUUAGUCGGAUGACUGUAGAGGCUUGCUACACUGAACAUUUUUUGCACCUGGCUCGUCGAAGCGCGUGUAAAACUGGUCGACGGCUUGAGAAUCGUGACAAUGGAGGGUCUCUGAUGCGCAAGUACGAGCAACGUGCUAAGGAUAAGGUUGAGACUGCCAUGAAGAAGACUGCGGGAGGCCGUCUUCUUGGAAUCAGUAGCCGGUAUUAUGUGCCACGGCUGCCACCUCUAAGUGAGCGAUCCAAAAUCCGGACGGCAAAGGACUUUGUGUGUGAAGCAAGACGUGUGUUGGAAGGGACUCUGUUUGCAGAUGAAGAACACAGAAACUUGCGGCAGCUCAUGUUUAAGUGGAAAGCAUUGGACGUGUGUCUAGAUGAGCUUGAAGCACUUGAGAAACAACCAAAACGUCCCAAUGGGCUUCGCAUACAGUAA